Molecule: messenger RNA, 7213 nt
Organism: Symphalangus syndactylus (siamang)
Lineage: Eukaryota; Metazoa; Chordata; Mammalia; Primates; Hylobatidae
Gene: MFAP3
Product: microfibril associated protein 3
Source: RefSeq, a predicted model, not a curated record
AGACGGCGGUCGGGUAGGUGACGGUUUGGUUGGGGUCGCUGCAAGGGGGCUACUAGGAGCGCCGAGGCGUGAGUCGUAGCCUGUGGCUUGGGGUCGGGAGUGCAGGAGGCGAAAAUGUUUGCCAUCCUUUUGAAAGUCUGGCCUGGGUGCGGGAGUUCGGUCAUCGAACACUUACUGAGAGCCAAAUACCUGCCAGGCACUGCCCUGGGCUCCAGGCACACAUCAGUCAACGAACGGAAGGGCCCUGCUCUCAAGCAGUGCGAGAAGCAGAUUAUAAACAAGUCAACAAACAGGAUUAUCUAAGGUGGUAGUAAGUGCUGUAAAGAAAUUUAGACUGGAUAAAGUGAUGGAACGAAGUGGGAGAGUAACAAGCCGUAUGAAAAUCUGGAAUAGAGCAUUCCAGGCAGAAUAGCGCGUGCAAAGGCCAUAUAGUGGGAACAAACUUAGCAAAGUCAAGGAAAAGACAAAGGCCACUGGCUAGAGCAAAAGGAGCAAGGUGAGAAUGGAGAGAGAUGAGGCAAGGGACUUGAGCCCAAAUCUUGUAAGGCUUGUGGGCAAGGAUGAAGAGUUUGAUUUUUAUUUGGAACCCAGUGGAAAACCAUUGAAGGUUUCUAAGCAGAUGAGUGACAUGAUCUGAUUUAUGACUUUAAGAUUACUCCUGGGCCCUCAUCAGAAAGAUGCAGCUCUUCUGUUGCCGUUGAGCAGUGAAAAUGCAUGAAAUCCAGACUGACAGAGCUAGGAAGAUAUUAAAAUCAAUCUUAUUGUACAGAUAGGAAAAAUUGAAUCCCAGAGAGGUGAAGGGACUUAGCCUUUAAGAACUCAUGUUUUCCAACUCCAUUUAAUGCCCUCGGAAUUAUCAUCUUAAUUCCCAGAUAAGAGUAAUUGUCACUUCUAAAACUCUUCAGAUAUUUUCCUUUGCUUUUGACAAUGAUUCUCUAAAUUUAGGUUCAUCAAUAUCACCUGGAAGCUUGUUAAAAUUCCAAAAAAAACAACAAAAAAAACCCGCUUAAAUAUAAAAUGGAUCAUUUCCUCUGAUUUUCUGUUGUAAUGGAAAAUGCAUAGAAUUUGGGGCUAAAGUAUGGAAUCCUGGGAAGCCACUUAUUUUUUAAAUGCUGCUGCUAAUUGUGGCAGCAGUUCUCAAACUUUUUGAUCUUAGAAUUUCUUUAUACUUUUAAAAUUUAUUGAGAACUUCAAAGCGAUUUGUUUAUAAUAGCUAUCAAUAUUUACUAUUUUAGAAAACAACUUUCAAAAAAGGUUAUUCAUUUUAAAAUAAACUCAUUAUAUGUUAACAUAAAUAGCAUUUCUAUAAAGGAUAUUUUCCAAAACGAAAAAUUAUUGAGAAUGGCAUUGUUUCACAUUGUUACAAAUCUCUUUAAUGUCUGGUUGAAUAAAAGACAGCUAGAUUUUUGUAACUUCUACCUUCAUUCUCUUACAAUGUCAAUCAUCAUGUACCUCUAGAAAAUUGCACCAUAUUGUUUGAGAAUGUGAGUGAAAAAGGGAUAUGUCCUAAUAUUAUGUAAAUUGUUUUGAAACAGUGUCAGGGACACCCAGGAGUUCCUGCACCACACUUUUGAGAAUUACACUGAAUUACAGUGAUUGUCAUGCCAGUAAAAGAAAUAUGAGUUUGAUUUGUAAAUCAAUAAACCUAUAUGCACAUUAAAAAUGCAGAUGCCCAGGCAUCCCCUAGAGAUCCCAAUUCAAUAAGUCUGUGGGGUCAAGAAAUCUGCAUCUUUAACAAGCACCACAGAUUAAUUUGAUAUAAAUGGUCUAAAAAUUACAGAGUGAGAAAACCAGUCAAAUGAUUCUCUAGAGUGUUCUGCCUACUAAAACUCAAGAUAGGUUUCUUUCCUUAUCUUCACCUCUCUCCAUCAAUAGUUUCCAGAGCCUGAAGCUCUGGAAAGUUAAUAAGUUUGUAGCAGACACCUUUCACACUACCAAGUCGAUGAGUGUCUGAACUCAAAAUUUUGAGCACUUGCCACAGGCAGUGGCCCUGUGCUAAGGACAGAAGGUUUUUAGACUCUGAUUCAUGAGCUUAUAGUCUUUUGAACGGAUAACUAACUGCUAAGAGGAAAACUGUAGCUAUUCAGCAAAUAACUAUGGCAAAAAGGAUAUAAGUUUCGGGUAUAACUGAAAUAAUCCUGGGUUUCAAGCAAAGCUCUGAUAAAUACAGAAGAUGUUUUUCCGGGUGCCAGAAGAUUAUGUUGAAGUUUGAGCUCAAACUGACCAAAUGCUAGUUAUGAGGUUCUCUCCUCACAUCUUUUAAACUUGAAGACUAGAAAAUAUAACUGGAUCUACCACUUGUUUGGAAAAUUUCUCUACCAUGCAAUAAAUUACCCGCUGUGCUCUUGUUGUAGUAUAGAAGUUUUUGAGUUCUCCAAAUCAAAACAAGAUUUUCUUCCAUUUUCCCAUGAAGCUACAUUGUUGCUUAUUCACUUUAGUGGCAAGUAUUAUUGUGCCAGCUGCUUUUGUUUUGGAAGAUGUGGACUUCAACCAAAUGGUUUCACUGGAAGCAAAUCGUAGUUCUUACAAUGCAUCCUUUCCCUCAAGCUUUGAACUCUCAGCAAGUUCCCACUCGGAUGAUGAUGUCAUCAUAGCUAAAGAGGGAACUAGCGUUUCAAUUGAGUGUCUUCUCACGGCCAGUCACUAUGAAGAUGUCCAUUGGCACAAUUCAAAAGGACAGCAACUGGAUGGCAGAGGCAGAGGUGGAAAGUGGUUGGUUUCUGAUAACUUCCUAAACAUCACCAAUGUAGCUUUUGAUGACCGUGGGCUCUAUACCUGUUACGUCACCUCUCCAAUUCGUGCCUCCUACUCUGUCACCCUACGUGUUAUCUUCACCUCGGGAGACAUGAGUGUCUAUUACAUGAUUGUUUGCCUGAUUGCCUUUACAAUCACCCUCAUCUUGAAUGUCACACGGCUGUGCAUGAUGAGCAGCCAUCUUCGCAAGACUGAGAAGGCCAUCAAUGAGUUCUUUAGAACUGAAGGGGCUGAGAAACUUCAGAAGGCCUUUGAGAUUGCAAAACGUAUCCCCAUCAUUACCUCAGCCAAAACUCUGGAGCUCGCCAAAGUCACACAAUUUAAGACCAUGGAGUUUGCUCGUUAUAUUGAAGAACUGGCAAGAAGUGUCCCUCUUCCACCUCUUAUUCUAAACUGUCGAGCCUUUGUUGAGGAGAUGUUUGAGGCUGUGCGAGUGGAUGACCCUGAUGACCUGAGUGAAAGAAUUAAAGAGAGACCUGCCUUGAAUGCUCAAGGUGGCAUCUAUGUCAUUAACCCAGAAAUGGGACGGAGUAAUUCACCAGGAGGAGAUUCAGAUGAUGGCUCUCUGAAUGAACAAGGCCAGGAAAUAGCGGUUCAGGUUUCUGUCCACCUUCAGUCAGAAACCAAAAGUAUUGAUACAGAGUCUCAAGGCAGCAGUCAUUUCAGUCCACCUGAUGAUAUAGGAUCUGCAGAAUCUAACUCUAACUACAAAGAUGGGGCAUAUGAAAACUGUCAGCUGUAACCUACAGUGCUGUAACCCAGUACCUACAAAAUCAGCUCUCAGAAAAGGAAUCUGUUUCUUAGAAGAAAUAACAUUUUUGCCAAAAGAUGACUGGGGUUUUUCCCUUUGUUAAUAUUAAGCACAUCAGAACGUGAAUUGCCAAAGUCUUCAUUAGAAGGCAGCAUUUUUCCUAUCUGAUACUUUUCAGUCAUUUUCCUUAGAGCUUGAUUAAAUUAUGCAUGCUAAGAUUUAAAGGAGCCCCAGAUAAACAUGAUGGGAAAAGCACUGAACUAAGAGUCCCAUGGUUUCUCUUCUGGUCACAGUUCUUCCAUUGGUUGGAUCUGAUACUUGGGACUUCAGUUUUUCCGUCAAUAAGAUGAGGGAUUAGGUGAGAUCUGAAGUUGUUUCUAGCUCUAUAGCUUGUUAACCCAUCACGUUUAAAUUACCAGAAUCUUCACUCAUCUCUAAGUAAACCUUUCCCUGGACUUUUACUCGCUUCUUUUGGAAAGUAUUAAGCUGAGAUCUAAAUUUCCACACCAAUGUCAUAAUGCACAGAGGUUUUUGAAAAACAUCUGAGUGUUUUUCAGAUGUUUUGCCAUGUGGAGCAUAUAAUGAUAUGUGCAAGGUUGAAUCUUUUCAAUGUGGCACAUGUCUCUAUGGUUAUACAGAUGUCAGGGAGCUAACUGCUCAUUUGUAAACUACUUUCCAUGAUUAAAUUGGUCCUUGGUGGGGGUGUAUCAUCUUUUUAACUUACUGAGACAUCAUUUUAGUUCAUUGAGGUUGGCAGGGAUUUCCCAACUGAUCUUCCAAAGUGAGCAGUUUAGUUCUAAGGAAUAACGUCUUUGAUGCUUUUAAAAUAAGAACAGUGUCAAAUCAUCUGUCUUCUGGAAAAUCAUGGAUUUUCAUAUUUCUGUUAAUAGAAUUUCUCAGGCUUUCCCUUUUUAAAAGUAUUAGACUCUACAAAUAGGUUCUAUAUUUGGGAUCUCAUCCUAGGAGAAAACCCAGAACUGGAUUCCUCUUAAGACCUCUGUCAACCCUCCUGCCCUUUGUGGUCUUAAGUAUGGUGCUAUAGGUUGCAUGCCUCUUUAUCUUGUUUAUUUGGUUAAUAUUUUGUUGUUGAGGUUUUUAUUUUUGUUUACUUCAGAUACAUAAUUCUGAGCUAUAGCUGCUUUUGUAGCCUUUCCGAGAAGCACUAACCUGAAAUAAGAUUGGAUAAUUGUGAGGAUGUGUUACCAUAUUAAAAUACACACACAACUGAUCUAGACAUCAAGAGGAAGAAAAAUGAUGGAUGAUGCCACCUGGUUCAACUGUAUACAAUAAACACUUAAGAUGACAUUUCUUGCCUGGCUGAGAUCUGAUAUAAUGGAACUGUAAAUACUCUUCAGAACAAUUUCUUCAGCUACAGGAAGCGUGGUGCCAUAUAAUUUUAAGAACUUGGCAGUGGAGCUCCAUUUGGGGCUUCACGUUUCUUCAUUUGACUUCUGAUUAUUGAAGCAUUGCUUCAGCUAGAGGCUCCUGAGGGAAAUGUUCAGAGGAGGUUUUAUCAGGAUUUUAAUUUAAGGUUUCCAACAGAGGAAGACAGGAAAUUCAAAGUGUGACCGGAUAAAAAUCAUGCCUCCCUUUGUCCAGGCUUAUCAGAAGUAAUACAUCUGCUCUGAAUAGCAUGAAUGAAUCAAUGUGCAGUUUUAUCAGAUGGCAUCAUGGAUAAAGAUGAUAAUGCUGCCUUUUCUGUCUCUCAGGCUGUUUCCAUGGAAACCUCUAGAGCCAAAUAAAAGCUAACCAAUCAUUUAGCCAAAGCUUGCCUUGGCUCAUAGACUGGUAUUUCUUUAAGGAAAAUUGUUUUUAUAUAUUUGGCUAUGAGAGCAAAGGCUCUUGAACAUAUCCUGGAUUAUGGAACACUUUUUCCCUUCCCUUUUCUCUGGAAAAAUUAAAUUUUUUUUCUCUCCACCCAGACUGGAGUGCAUUGGCGAAAUCAUAGCUCACUGCAGCCUCCAACUCCUGGGGUCAAGCGAUCCUCCUGCUUCAGCCUCCCUAGCAGCUAGGACUACAGGUGUGCACCACCUUUCCUGGCUAAUUUUUUUUAUUUUUUGUAGAGAUGGGGGUCUCACUUUGUUGCCCAGGCUGACCUUGAACUUAUGGCUUCAAAUGAUCCUCCUGCCUCACCUCCCAAAGUGUUGAGAUUACAGGCAUGAGCCACUGUGCCUGGCCAAAAAAAAAUUUUAAAUCCGUUGUCCGGGGGUCUGUCCUCUAAACAUCCCUCAGAUUUCAGAUAGUACUUUCAACCCUGUCCUAACAGCAGGUUUGCAGUAAUCUCUUAGAAUAUAGCUUGUCAAAUUAGAGAAUGGUUUUACCCCACAUAUUCUCAUAGGAGACAUUAUUAUUUGGAACCCUAAGGUAGACAUGUUUAAAAUCAAAGUCCUAAGAAACAACUUUGGAAAAAUGGAGGAAAUGUUUUUUAAAUCUGUAAGUUUGCACAAUACUGUAUAGUAACUAAAUGCACACUACUCCAUUGUAUCCUGGUUAUUUUAGAAACAUAGAAGGGGCCUAAUUUGGUGGCCAAAGUAACUGGUUUACUUUGAGUAUACCAGCUUAUGGUGCCAUUGAUGAGGAAUUAAAGUAGGUCAAAGUUUAAUUGGAGUUGGUAUUACUUCGUAAAGCUAUUUUUCAAGAGGAAGAAAACCACACUUACUAAUAUUUUCUGUAUCUAAUCAAAUACUCUUCAUAUAUAAUUAAGCCUCAUGUUAUCUUUUUUUAAAAUCCUUAACCUUUUGAACUUCAACUAUGGUCUAAAAGUCUUGAUGGUAACUAUAGUGUAAUUAUCUUUUUGUCUCACUGGAUUUUAUAGUUAGUGGAAAAUGCCCUUACAAAAUGUAUUUAAAAUAGCUCUGUCAUCUCAUUUGUAAAUUUUGUCAUGUAUUGUGAUAUAGUGAACCUUAUUGUCCUUAUGAAGUGGUAGCUUUGUGAAAUACAUUCACCAAAAAUCACAUUUGAACAUCUUUAUGAUUCCUUACCAGCUGAAGCCAGAUAGACAGGUAUCAAUUGAGCUGAUGCCCCACUUGAGUUUAUAGGCUGUUUGAUAACUGCCUGUCCUCCAAAUUGUGUAUGUAUAUGUUAUGAUGGUUUAAUUCUUGAGUCAGGGCCAGCACGCAUUUAUAUUUUCUACUAAUUACCUUGAUAGAAAUAUCUCGGAAAUUGCUGAUCUGGAACGGUUGUGAGAAGACUCCUGGCUUCUUUUUUGCCUCACUUAACAAAUAUUUUAAGGUCAAAGCAAUAUCUGUGCACGGCUUUCCUUUUGCUCCUCCAGACACGUGAGGCUGUUGGUAUAGUCCUCUUCACCCUCUGCAUGUAGCUUCACCCUAGAUCAGACUUUUGUCUCUUGGGUCCCAGAUGGCACAGGAGCACUACAUGCUUGUUUUCUAGAGCCCAGCCAGUCAUGGGUGCUAGCCUAGUCUCCACACACCAGCAAGUAGAACCCAAGUGUAUUGUAUAAAUAUUUCCUGAGUACCAGUAAGAGAAUGCAUUCUUUUCUCAUCUAGGCCAGGAAUGUUGAAAAUGCUCAGCCUUACAUAGAAACUCCUAGAUUUUCAUUAACGCAUUUCACAAAAGUAAAUAAGUAUUUCAUAUGAUUCAGAGGAUGUUUAAAUUGUCAGCAUUUUAAUAAAUACUUGCAUUAUAAUUUUGUCUCUUUUUAAAAAAAAGUCAUACUUGAAUAUAAUUUAUUAAACGUUCAAUGGAGUA